Molecule: messenger RNA, 1020 nt
Organism: Arabis nemorensis
Lineage: Eukaryota; Viridiplantae; Streptophyta; Magnoliopsida; Brassicales; Brassicaceae
Source: the annotation of a GenBank genome assembly
AUGAUCAUGAAGAUAUCUAUGGCCAUGUGCAAACAGCCAUUGCCUCUGUCUCCGGCGUUAGACUUCCCUCCGGCGAGAUUUGGUCCCAAUAUGCUAACUCUAAACCCAUACGGUCCAAGGGACAAAGUCGUGGUCAUCAUGGGUGCUACCGGAACAGGCAAGUCACGACUCUCCGUUGAUCUAGCCACACGUUUUCCGGCCGAGAUCAUUAACUCCGACAAGAUCCAAGUCCACCAAGGUCUCGACAUUGUCACCAACAAGAUCACGACGGAGGAGAGCUGCGGUGUACCGCACCAUCUCCUCGGCGUCUUGCCGCCUGAAGCCGACUUAACUGCCUCGAAUUUCCGCCACAUGGCGAAUUCCUCUGUUGAAUCUGUCCUAAGUCGUGGAAAGCUUCCAAUAAUCGUUGGAGGUUCCAACUCUUACGUUGAGGCUCUUGUGGACGACGAAGACUACAAAUUCCGGUCGAGAUACGACUGUUGCUUCCUAUGGGUCGAUGUGGCACUCCCCGUUUUGCACGGGUUUGUCUCUGAGAGAGUUGAUAAGAUGGUGGAAAACGGAAUGGUUGACGAAGUUAGAGAAGUUUUUGACUUAUCGGAUUCGGAUUACUCGAGAGGGAUCAAGAAAGCGAUCGGAGUUCCAGAGUUUGACACGUUUUUUAGAAACGAACCGUUCUUGAACGUGAGAGACAGAGAAGAACUAUUGAGUAAAGUUGUUGAGGAAAUAAAGAGGAACACUUUUGGAUUAGCUUGCAAACAGAGAGAAAAGAUCGAACGGUUGAGAAAAGUCAAGAAGUGGUGCAUUCAAAGAUUAGAUGCGACUCCGGUUUUCACGAGACGGAGGUUGAAGGCGGAUGCUGACGUGGCGUGGGAGAGGCUCGUGGCCGGACCAAGCACCGAUGCUGUGUCGCGGUUCUUGCUCGACAUUGCCAGCCGUAGACCGCUGGUUGAAGCGUCAACCGCGGCUGUGGCGGUUGCGGCGGCAAUGGAACGCGAGAUGUCGCGGUGUCUAGUGGCUUGA